GCUUUGUCUCCUCGCGGUGACUGCUGCCAAAUGAAGCGCCGUGCGGCGUGGUGGCGGGGUCCCAGCGGAAGGCACAGACGAGGUCCGCGCGCCGUCCCCAGCUGCACUUGGCUGCCGGCCCGCGACGCUCGGAGGCCGCCCAGUUGCUAGGCAGCCGCGUCGGGCGCGGGAGGCGGGGUGGGCGAUGGACCAGUACUGCAUCCUGGGCCGCAUCGGGGAGGGCGCGCACGGCAUUGUCUUCAAGGCGAAGCACGUGGAGACUGGAGAGAUCGUUGCCCUCAAGAAGGUGGCCCUGCGGCGCCUGGAGGAUGGCAUCCCCAACCAGGCCCUGCGGGAGAUCAAGGCCCUGCAGGAGAUCGAGGACAAUCAGUAUGUGGUGCAGCUGAAGGCCGUAUUUCCACAUGGGUCAGGCUUUGUGCUGGCCUUCGAGUUCAUGCUGUCAGAUCUGGCUGAGGUGGUGCGCCACACCCAGAGGCCACUUGCUCAGGCACAAGUCAAGAGCUACCUGCAGAUGCUGCUUAAAGGUGUCUCCUUCUGCCAUGCCAAUAACAUCGUGCAUCGGGACCUGAAACCAGCCAACCUGCUCAUCAGUGCCUCAGGCCAGCUCAAGAUAGCGGACUUUGGCCUGGCCCGGGUCUUUUCCCCAGAUGGCAGCCGCCUCUACACGCACCAGGUGGCCACCAGGUGGUACCGAGCCCCCGAGCUUCUGUACGGUGCCCGCCAGUAUGACCAGGGGGUCGACCUGUGGGCUGUGGGCUGCAUCCUGGGGGAGCUGUUGAAUGGGUCCCCGCUUUUCCCAGGGGAGAACGACAUCGAACAGCUUUGCUGUGUACUUCGCAUCUUGGGCACCCCCAGCCCUCAAAUCUGGCCGGAGAUCACGGAGCUGCCGGACUAUAACAAGAUCUCCUUCGAGGAGCAGGCGCCUGUGCCCCUAGGAGAGGUGCUGCCGGAUGCCUCUCCCCAGGCCUUGGACCUGCUUGGGCAGUUCCUCCUCUACCCUCCACGCCAGCGUAUUGCAGCCUCUCAGGUCUGGAAUGAGGUUUCAGGGACCAAGGAAUUGUGGAGGCAGCUGUGUCUGAGACGCUGGUCCUCCUGUAAAGACUCCCAGAUGACUCCAGGCACACGAACGUGGAAACAGUACUAUCUCUGCAGAUCUGAGCUGGAGUUCCGAGUGGAAUCUGGGCGCCCAGAGAAGGACUUCGUCUGCAAAGCCAUGGCCGGGCACAAAGGAGAGAUAGCUAAGCUGGCCUAUGUCUCACCCCACAAGUACUGCUUUGACGGGCAUGAGAAGUCUGUGGUGUGCACUGCGUCCUCAGAUGGCACCGUGCGGGCCUGGGAUCUGCAUGAGGGCACAGAGAUCUGGUCGAGUCCUCUACAGCCUGCUGCUCUGGUGAAUUUGGUAACUUACCCUCAGCUGCAGCUGGUUGUCACUGUGGACGAGCAGGGACUAAUCAAAGUGUGGGAAGCAGCGAAUGGGUUGGAGUCAGCUUCCUUCUGCCUACCUACACACUCGUCUGCGUUGGAGGCCUGUGACCAUCCGGAGGGCCCCCUCCUGCUGGCGGCCUGUGCCGACGGAGCACUCUGCACGCUGACGGUGCCCGGGCUGCAGCUGCUGUCCAGGGUGAGCGUGUUCCCGAACCACCCCACCAGUCUGCUGUGCUCUCCUGACUGCAAGUGGGUGUUCGCAUUGGCACAGGACUCAGAUCUGAGCCCCAAGGUGUUCCACACGCACUCCUUGCUGUGUCCAUUGGAAAAUGAGCCUCCUGUCUCCACCGCUCUCCCCAUCUGUCUGACUUCCAGAGCCUGCUGGGCCCCUGAUGAGGCAGCCAGGCUGGUGGUGAUGCACAGAAAUGACAAUGGAGUGCAGUUGGUGGUCACCACCUAUGAUCUAGGGGCUAAGAACUCCAGGGACGCACAAAACAUUCUGGUACAACAGGCCGCAAGUUUCGUCCUACCAGACACCAUGAUACCUCCUCACCUCAUGAAGGGCCACGGCUCCCAAGUGGUUCUGCUGGCAUCCGGGUCCGAGCUGGUGCUAUUCACCAUACACGGCCUGCAGCUGGCAGCCUUCCAGGACCACCAGAAGCCCAUCACGGCCAUGUGCAUGGACCAGAGCCGAGUCAUCACCUCUUCUUUCGACCUCUCCUUGCGAGUCUACCUGUGGAAAAAGGGCAGUAAGUUUCCCGUCCUCAAGAGCUGCUGUCACUUGCUUGGGGGCUCCCACCGGUGGGCCAGUGGAUUUACCCAGGUGGAAAGUGACAGCACGAGCAUCGUGGGCGUGGAAGCCAGAAGCGCUGGCACGAGCAUUCUAAGGUCAUAUUACUUCCAAGUGCAACGAGGCCAAGGCGACUGCAUCGGUUGAAGAUCAUCUCACUUUGGUGAAGCGCUUGUAUACAUACAAAGACUAAAGACUAUAGGGAGACUAUUUUUUCAACGUUGGGAAAGGGCGUAGUAAUUUUCAAAUGCCUUCUAGGGCUGGGCACUGUGUUAUGUGAGUUUAUUUAAAUUGUCACAGCAAACCAAUAAAGCAGGUGUGAUUGUCUGUUUUUCAGACAAGGAACAGGAAAUGUAGCAGGAGAGUCAUUAACCUGUUGUUGGCCCGAGUGCCAGCUGCCUCACAACCUGCCCAGGGCUAUUCAGAUAGUAAGUGGCGGGAGGGAGAGUGCGCGGUGGGGACUAGAAAGCCCACCCGUGAAGUGCUGGGGUUGUGACAGGAUGGUUUUUGUUGCUCACACACUUAAGUAAAUAUAUUUUACCUUCC
Messenger RNA from Miniopterus natalensis, 2761 nucleotides. The record is from RefSeq and is a predicted model, not a curated record. Lineage: Eukaryota; Metazoa; Chordata; Mammalia; Chiroptera; Miniopteridae.